GUACGGAGCUACCUCCUCCAAGUCAGCAAAAUAUCUACUAACAUGCGCCUUCUUCACCACGAGACCUUGACAAUAACAUCUGAACGCACGAUCUACGCGCAUGAUGAGCAUAAGCUGGCGCCUCUGGCAACAACGUUAUAUAAGAGGUCCCCGGAGGCGCACCGUUCCUUUCCCUCUCCACAACUACCCAACAAACUUUCCUCCUGGCUCUUUCAGGGGUACUUUGCUCCAAGAACAAUCAGCGCAACAUAGACAACAAAGACAAAUCUACAACAUGAGAUACAGCCUCGACAUCUUCCAGUGGGAUCUCGCCGGCUGCUGCCGCACAGAAAUCUUCCGCGACCUCGACCCAGAAGCUUUCAUCCAACACUCCGGCCUCGGCCACUUUACACUGCUGCAAGAACUCGCCGUGCCAUGGGUACAACGCAGUCCCGCAAAAUGCUACGUCGAGCUCAACUUUAAGCCCGGCGGUGCACAUCCUUGGAUGCAGCCAAACGCUUUACGCUACGUGUUUUGCGCCACCAACAAGGCCAGAAGAGGCAAGAAGAUGUUUUUGCAGUUACCGGAGGACUUUUCGCUGGCGGUGCAGGUGCAUCAGGUGUUGCUUGUGUUGCAGGUUGAAGAGUGCAUUGGACCUUUGCAUGGCCAUAUCAGACAGAUGAUCAAAGAGAGAGUGCUCUCGGUCAUUGAGGUUGAGGUGGUGUGGUCAUGCUUGAGGUAUCUCGCACCCAGGGUCUAUGAAUUCGCACUAGAGAUGCAGUGGGAGAGGGAAACCCAGAACUGGACGAUGCGGUUCAUGACCAAAGAGACAGGAGAGACUGAUGACAUGGCGACAGAUGCUGUGAACAAGACUGAUGGGCAGACAGAAGAAGUCCAGGACGUGGCAGAAUCCUCGGGCACCGAGACUGUUGUCGCCACUCCCGAAGACUCAGACAUGACCUCUGACGAUUCUUCUCCGGUCCUGACCGACGACUCUUCUGACUCUUCUCGUGACGACGAAGACGAUGAUGAUGACGACGGCUAUGAUACAGACGUCGAAGACAACACAUACGAUCUCGAAGAGCCUCAAGAAGAAAUCGAGGGAGAAGUGCGAGAAGUAGGCGACAGAACUCUCUUGACAACUAUGCCUCGUCGAAGCUUCAGCGAGCCUCUGCCUCUGCCUCUGGUGCGUCCAGUGUACGAUAUCAGCUCCGGCGCUUUUCGUGAGUGCGAAGACGAAGAACCAGAAUAUUGAGAACGGACGGAAGAUGGUGGGUGGUAGAUGGUGAGUGGAUCAAUGUACCCACUGACCACACAAACAUGCUCGAUGCAUGAUCUUGGAUAUCAAGCACCUCGAAUGCGAGGCAUGAGCACAAACCGUUGAUCCACAAUGAAAGACUUGACUCAAGAUCGAUCGAAUUGACAAUUCUGUGAGUUGAAAUUGACUAUGCCCAAACAUGAUUGAUACUACACGACGACUUGUGCCUUGACAGAACUGCAACUGACCGGUAGUAAACUUGGCCAAGCAUCGAAGGCCUUCGAAAAUAAGCAAUAAGCAUUGAAGCUCGUGAACAAAGAAUCUGUUCUUUGUGCUCGGCGAGCGCUUUGAUGAGAGGAAAAUCCGCAGAUCAUGAUCCCAUGUCAUACUCACAAUAGUCUGCGGCUGUCAAUAGAGAACCAAUUUUGCAAAUGCCAUCUUCGGCAGUCAAACCCGAAACAAGAACGACAGCCGUUGCGACUCUCCUGCGCA
This is a messenger RNA of Aureobasidium subglaciale EXF-2481, 1729 nucleotides long. RefSeq lists its product as uncharacterized. Lineage: Eukaryota; Fungi; Ascomycota; Dothideomycetes; Dothideales; Saccotheciaceae. The coding region runs from base 104 to 1234 and encodes 376 amino acids. The transcript has a single exon. The record is from RefSeq and is a predicted model, not a curated record.